This is a messenger RNA of Suillus plorans, 905 nucleotides long. RefSeq lists its product as uncharacterized. The transcript has a single exon. Lineage: Eukaryota; Fungi; Basidiomycota; Agaricomycetes; Boletales; Suillaceae. Bases 51 to 728 code for a protein of 225 amino acids. The record is from RefSeq and is a predicted model, not a curated record.
CGUCAUAGUCAGUUUUCACUGGGGCUGAUGCUCGAGAAGAAUUGGCAUCUAUGACAAAUGAGUCAAUACCACAGGGUGUGGAUGCAGCACUCCUGGACAAGCUUUCUUAUGCUAUUUUGACCGCCGUACGUCCAAAUCACUUGCAGGACCAGACAGUCCAAUACGGUGGACCCGACGCUUCUUUUCACGAAGAUCGAGAUACUUGCUACUCUCGUCUCAUCAUUGCCCUUGCACAGAAUGAUGAGUGGCGCGAACGUCUGGCCCGUGAUGGUCAUUUCGAGCAUUGCGUUUUUCUAGCCGAGGCCCUUGAAUGCCACACUUGGCUUCCCGGAUGCUACCUUGCUGGGAUUUUCGCAUAUAUCAAUCCCUCAAACAAUGUUCUUCCUCGUAGCCCUGCCCAGAAGAGGAGGCAGGCAUUCAUCAGGGAGAGAUGGAACACACCCUAUAUCAUGCCACGCCACAUCAGUGCACUAUCAACCCUCGUGGUGGCGACGAGGGAUAAUUUACCAGACUGGGAUUCUAACGAGGAAUUAGCAGAACUCACUACAGAUGUGUCUAGAGUUUUGAAAUUGUUGCCAGGGCAAAAAAAAUUCAUGGUUUAUUUCGGUCUAGAUCAGGCUCUAUUUGAUGCUGCCCUGUCCUCCGUGCAGGGUUUGUAUGACGAUUUAUGUCGUAUGAUCGAGAACCCAGGUACCUUGCAGACGGACAAUGGGUCUUUGGAGUCUUGAAGGCAAACCGUUAUGUGGCAGUAUCGUAUAUCCUACCAUUCUGACUUGUAAUUCUACGCUGAGGUUGGUAUAUUUAUUCCUCCAAGGUUGAGCGCUGAGCCGUUAACUUGCCAGUACUGCCAAUUUCGUACAAUAACUAUUAUCCCUCCAUAUGUGACACCAGUGUAUUCGUCUCCC